Messenger RNA from Sceloporus undulatus (fence lizard), 10796 nucleotides. It is a transcript of the gene ZNF148, whose product is annotated as zinc finger protein 148. Gene Ontology annotation, cellular component: nucleus. The transcript is spliced from 7 exons. Gene Ontology annotation, molecular function: DNA-binding transcription factor activity, RNA polymerase II-specific; RNA polymerase II cis-regulatory region sequence-specific DNA binding. The coding region runs from base 9 to 2504 and encodes 831 amino acids. The record is from RefSeq and is a predicted model, not a curated record. Lineage: Eukaryota; Metazoa; Chordata; Lepidosauria; Squamata; Phrynosomatidae. Gene Ontology annotation, biological process: regulation of transcription by RNA polymerase II.
CAAACAUCAUGGCGCAUCGGGGCCGGAGCGAGGCGGCCUGGGGGCUCGGAGCCCCAUACAGACCCCUGUCCCUCGGCCCUUCUCUCCUCGGCUGUGGAUUAUUGCACUUAAGAAUGAACAUUGAAGAUAAACUGGGAGGAUUAUUUCUUAAAUGUGGUAGCAUAGAGCAAAUGCAAUCAUCUAGGGGUAUGGUUGGAAUGGGUGCUGCAUCUCACCAAUCAUCAAUUUCUGUGGAACGGCAGGAAGCAGCCCUUCAAGACCGGGCUAUGGCACAUCAUGAAAUCCUUUCCCCAGGUGAAGUGCUACAAGAAAGUGAACUUCGACAACAAGAAAUGAUUCCACAUGAUGAACUCAUGGUUCAUGAGGAGACAGUGAAAAAUGAUGAUGAGAUGGAGGGACAAGACAGACUUCCACAAGGACUUCAAUAUGCAGUUAGUGUUCCGCAGAUCAGCGUGAAACAAGAAAUUACCUUUACUGAUGUAGCAGAACAGCAGAAAAGGGACAAAAAGUUAAUACGAGAAGGUUUAGAUAUGCAAAAGAAGAAAAAAAGGAAACAGCGUUCACCAGCAAAGAUCCUUACAAUAAAUGAGGAUGGAUCACUUGGUCUGAAAACUACCAAAUCUCACAUUUGUGAGCAUUGCAAUGCUGCCUUUAGAACCAACUACCAUUUACAAAGGCAUGUCUUCAUUCAUACAGGUGAAAAACCAUUUCAGUGCAGUCAGUGCGAGAUGCGUUUCAUACAGAAGUACCUGCUACAGAGGCAUGAGAAGAUUCAUACUGGUGAGAAACCAUUUCGAUGUGACGAAUGUGGCAUGAGAUUCAUACAGAAAUAUCACAUGGAAAGGCACAAGAGAACUCACAGUGGAGAGAAGCCUUACCAGUGUGAAUACUGCUUACAGUUCUUCUCAAGGACUGACCGUGUAUUGAAACACAAACGUAUGUGCCAUGAGAACCGUGACAAGAAGCCGAACAGAAGUGCCACCAAACUAGGCCUUUUGUCUCCAGAUGAAGAUCAAGGCUUCCCUAUGCCUUUGAAAGACAGCUCUUUGCCAAAGAAGAAAAGGCAAAAAACUGAGAAAUUGAAGUCUUCUGGGCUGGACAAAGAAAGUGUGACUGAUAAAUCUGAACUUAAAAAAGAUAAAAAUGAUUUUUUGCCUUUGUAUGCUGGCAGUACUAAGAUAAAGGAUGAAUACAUGGUGGCUGAAUAUGCAGUUGAGCUACCACAUUCGUCUGUCAGUGGAGGGCACUUACAAGAAGCAAAUUCUGGAGAAAUACAUCCGCCUAAACUGGUACUCAAAAAAGUUAACAGUAAGAGAAGUUUGAAACAGUCCCUAGAGCAAAGUCACUCCAUUUCAUCCCUAGCCUCUUAUGAAGACAGCAAGGUUUCAAAGUUUGCCUUUGAUCUGGUGGACAACAAAGUUCUGUUGGGCUCUGAAGGCAAUGCAGACAUUGACCAAGUUGAUACUUUGCAAGAAGGUCCCAGUAAGCCUGUACACAGCAGCACAAACUACGAUGAUGCAAUGCAGUUUUUAAAGAAAAGACGGUAUCUCCAAGCUGCUAAUAGUAACAGCAGGGAAUAUGCCUUGAAUGUCGGCACCAUUGCCUCUCAGCCUUCAGUUACUCAAGCUGCUGUUGCAAGUGUGAUAGAUGAAGGUAGCACAGCAUCAAUACUGGAUACAUCAGGACUGAGUGUAGAGAUUAAAGGUAACCAUGACAAAAAUGUCAUUCCAGAUGAGGUACUUCAAACUCUUUUAGACCAUUAUUCUCAUAAAGCAAAUGGCCAGCAUGAAAUAGCUUUUAAUGUGGCUGAUACAGAAGUGACUUCCAGUAUUGCAAUCAAUUCUUCUGAAGUAUCAGAGGUCACACAAGCUGAGAAUGUUGCAACAAGCUCUCAAGGUUCCUCAUCCGAUAAAGCCAGUAUGUUACAGGAAUAUUCCAAGUUUCUUCAGCAAGCUUUGGACAGAACUAGCCAAAAUGAUGCCUAUUUGAACAACCCAAGCCUUAAUUUUGUGAGUGACAACCAGACUCUUACAGGGCAACCAGCAUUCUCUGCUAUAGACAAACAGGUCUAUGCAUCUAUCCCUGUCAACAAUUUUCGAUCAGGAAUGAACUCUCCAUUAAGAACAACUCCAGACAAGUCUCAUUUUGGACUUAUUGUUGGUGAUUCCCAGCAUUCUUUUCCAUUUUCAGGUGAGGAGCCAAAUCAUUCUUCCUCAUCCUCUACACAAGACUUCCUGGAUCAAGUGACUUCUCAGAAGAAAGCAGAGGCACAGCCUGUCCAUCAAGCAUAUCAAAUAGGUUCUUUUGAGCAACCAUUCAGGGCUCAGUACCAUGGAACAAGAGCUGGAAUAUCAUCUCAAUUUAACACUGCUAAUGGGCAAGUGAACCUCCGGGGGCCAGGGGCAAGUGCUGAAUUCCCAGAAUUCCCCUUGGUGAAUGUAAAUGAUGCUCGAGCUGGGAUGAACUCUUCACCUGAUGCCACAACAGGCCAGACAUUUGGCUAAGCUUUUUUUUUUUUUUAAAAGAAAUAACAUUGGCACUUUAGCACAGGUCUGCUCAGCUGAGCUUGUUCUCUCUAGGAUGGAGUCCUAUACAGAUUUAAGGCCUUGUGUUACAACAAAAAAGUAAACUGGUACAGCAUAUUGGUAACUACUUUUUGUUGUUGUUGUUAAUCGCCAUUCUUUGUGAAUUGCCUUACAAGUGGGUAUCCAGUGAUAAGGCAGAUGGUUUUUUGUUUUUUUUUUUUUUUGCUUAUUUGAGAUCAGGAACUUGCUAUGUUGAGAUUUAAUACCAGAUGAAACAAACCAAAAAACCCAGAUAAGCUGUCUCUCCUAUAAUAGUUCUGUAGUUUGGCAGUGUUGAUUAUUUUGGGGACAAGAAUAAUUAUUAGAUCAUUCAUAUUAAAAUUUCCUAAUUAGUUAUUCUAGCCAUUGCACUUCAGCAGGGUAUAUGAAUAAAGUGUACAAACAAAGUAAACUGAAAAUUUAAAUGUUAGUGAGGAAAUUAUGAUUAGACAACUAUAGUACUUUUGGGGAAAAUAUCACUUUCUGGCUGCUGUACAGGAGCAAUCCAUUACUAGUGUAUAAGUUAGAAAAUAAGAAGUGGCACAGAUAAUAUUACAGUUAUUGAUUACUUUGCAUUUUCUCUUACUAUACUUUAGGGAAAUUAAUGUUUUCAAGACACACACCCCUAUUUAAAUGCUCAAAUAAUAAUUUAAAAAGUAUUGCAUAUUUCUUUGUACCUUUAAAGUUGAACAUAACUUUUUGAAGUUUUCCCCUCUACAUGAUAGCUGUCAAGAUGUUCAGGUUUUAGCCAAAUGCUUUGUAGACUACAUUCCCUGUUUCAUAAUAUCUAUAUAAAUCAAAUUUCAGGAUUUAAAUCUUCAAAUCUGCAGUAAUUGACAUUAGAGCACUUAGAUUAUUUUCAAUAUUUUUUCAUUCUCAAGAAUAGAACUAUUUUCUACCUUUAGACUCAGUAUGGCUACAUCAUUUUCACACUUUUUUAAAAAAAAAUGAGAAUUAAUGGGAUACCUUCUCAUCUCCUCAAACUUGAUCUUACCAACAAAUUUAAAUUUAUUAGAUAUAGAAAAUUACCCCAGAAAAAGAAGGAAGUAAACAUUCUCAUUACAUAUCUCAUUGCUGGGCAAUGACCGUAAUAAAGAAAUUCAUUCAUUCACCGCAGUGAACAGUUUCACUGUGGUUUUGCCAACUAGAGGUGAUGAGUAAAGAGAAACAAUCAAAAGAUAACUGGUCAGAGUUUUACUUAAUUUCAUGUAUUAAUAUAUUUUAACUUUAUUCCUCUCUUAUGUAGAUAUUUUAAUAGUAGGCUGUCUUGAGUUAUAUAGUGUGGUGCAACAAUUAGUAUUAUAUAAAAUUUUAAAAUGGUGUGUUUUGACUUAACAUGAAUAUUGGGAUAAUUUAACUAUUUUUUAAAAAAACAGAAACUAUUUUCAUCAUAUGAAUGGGGUGUUUUACAGUAAUCUUUAGCCAGUAUUUUACGUAAUGGCUGAGUGACAAGAACCUAGGUACCCCCACCAUGCAAAUCAUCUAGGCAGUGAAGACUUAUUUUAGAACAUCAUCUCUACUUUCCAUCUCUUACAGAAGAUAUGUAGUCCAAAUGAUAUCUCUCUCACAAAGAAUUUGGUUAAUAAUAAUAAUACAACAGAAUUUUCCAGGGAAAUCAUCACUAUUAAUUACCGUAUAUACUCAUCUAUAAGUCUAAAACUUUAUGCCCAAAAAUUGAACCCAAAAUCCCAGGUCGACUUAUUUAUGGGUCACUAUGGUAAUAUGAUAGCAGCUCUUUCAGAUUUCCCCAUGCGGUGCAGAGAGGAGUUUAUUUCUCUUUGGAGCCAAGCAGGAAGAGUCCUGAGGUGAUUGAUAUUGCUGUUUGUUUAAGACUCCAUCUCUCGCCUGUGCCUGGCUGAAAUGAAAGCUGAAAUGAUGAAGCAAAAAGCCUUAAUGAGAGUCUCUCUUGCCACUGAAGGAGCCUUCACGUUUUAUCCUCAACCUAUCUACAAGUCAUGACAAAAUCCAUAAUUUUGGCCCCAAAACCUGACCUCAACUUAUACAUGAAGUCGACUUAUAGUUGAGUGUAUACAGUAAUUGAAGUAUCUAAUUCAGGUGGUCAUUGUCUUCCUUGUGCCAUCAGUGCAGUUUUAGGCCCAUCUUUUAAUAUUUAUGAAACUCAUGAACAGUGUGUUACCUCUCUCAGAUAAGCCUAAGAGUUUUCAUAGAUCCAUAGUCAUUCCUGUCAGUCAGAAAUAAAUUGUGGCAAUAAGGUGUUGUUACAUCCUGAUUCUCGGUAUAAAUGGCAUAUAAAUUGAUUCAUAGAAAAGUGAUUAAAAAUAACUAAAGAUGCAAAGUCAAAAUAGCUUUAUUAAUGAUGUGAAAUCUUUUUUAAAUCUUAUAUUUCAACUUUUAAAAUUUUUAGUUAGCCCCCACAUUAAGCCAGCUAGCACACACUGUAUGCUAAUUUAAACUAAGUAUCUCUAGCAUAGCGUCAAAGUACCUCUUUUUCUAUAGUUAAUAGCGGAUCAUGAUCCCUAAAAGUUUGCUGGAGGAAGUCGCUUGUGAAAUUUUAGGGCGCAAGCACAGAUAUUAAGACAAGAUCAGUAUGCGUAGAGCAAAGAUUUAAAAUCUAUAUACAGGAAACAAAUAGAUACUUCUUUGCAAGAAGUGAAAAAGUGAAGGGAGAAAUGAGGAAGGAAUUCUGGCUAGGAUGUCAUGAGCCUUUUAUUCUUGUGGCACAUACAUUUUCAUAACACACACCAGAGCUUUUUCGAUUUACAGUAGGCCCUUGGUAUCCACUGGUGUUUGGUUCCAGGACCACCAUGGAUAACAAAAUCCGUGGAUGCUCAAGUCUCAUUAAAUACAGUGGCAUAGCAAAAUGGUGUCUCUUAUAUAAAAUGGAAAAUCAAGGUUUGCUAUUUGGAAUUUAUACUUUUUUUUUUAAUAUUUUCAAACCGUGGAUGCUUGAAUCCAUGGAUAAAAAAAUCUCUGAAUAAGGAGAGCCUACUGUAUUCUUCUGACAGCUUCUGCAUUUGUGUUAAGAACGGGUACUUUGUAGUGUCCCCAGUUUCCCAUAGAUUUUGGGGGGGGGCAUGAGGGGGUUGUGCUGGCAAAAGGGGGGCACCAGAACCUAGAAAUGUUCAUAGGAUGUCAGCCAUGAACAGAAAUUCCACUUGAGACUUUUCUGAUCCUGCCCACAAAAAUCUUGUUAGAAUCUGGUCCUAAACUGUUUCUAAACUGAAGAGAAAUUAUGGCUCUUAAUCCUUAUUAUUUUACAAUUCUGAUUUGUGUACUCAUUUGCUGGUAAUAUUAAUACAAAUGAUUUUUAUGAUGGGAUAAUGAAUUAUUAAAACACAUUUAGGGCAUCUUAGCGGUGAUUCAACAGCCCUAUUAAAUCCAAAUAUACCAUUGCGAUUUGGUUAACAAUCACUUUGAAAUUGGAUUUUAUUGCAAAUGUCCUGCUUUGAUUCAUUUUUUCAAUAGUCUUAUAGGUUUAAACUUUAAUAGCUCACAUUUGGGAUGUAUGUCUGGCCUUUCUCUUUCAAUAUUAAUUUGCUGCCCCAUUUAUUAUUUAUAUAUACAUAAUUAUGAAGGAAUUGGGUUUUGAGCUUAUAGCUAAAAUUGCCACCUUAUCUCCUGUUUACCUUAAUGAUGCAGGGUUGUCACGGGUGAAACAUAGCAUCAUGUAUUGCAGUGCACUAGGGUUCUUGAAAAAAAAAAUAGGUUAGAUGGAUUUGUUUUUCAUUUCUGUUGAAUCACCUCCUGCCUUUCCUGACAAGACUAUUAGAAGACUCCAGCAAGUUAGCAAGGGUUUGAGAGAGGAAAUAGUUGAGUGAUCUGGUGAUUUCUAAUGGGAAUGACUGAUAAUCCCCACACAAGAUGGUUUCUCUUAUUUCUCUUCUGUGAUAUAAAGUCUUGUAGUUGAGGUCUUACAAAAGUAUAACUGUAACUUUAACCAAACAUAUCGCAGAACAUUGUACAAACACUGAAUACUAAGCCACAAUUGUCAGAAUGAAAUACUUGUAUUGUCAUAUGCCUUCUUUUGUUUGCUUAUUUAUUUUGUGAUUUUUAAAAUGGGUUUUCAGGUCACUAAUGUGAAUUAAUAUGCUUUUAGUACAACUGUUGGCUUUCAUUUCCAUCCAUACUUUCGGGUUUAUCUUUUGAAAAAAUUCCAUCUGGAUACGUACAGCAUAUUCCAUGUUCCUUUUUAUGAUGUGUGUAUCAUGUUUCUUAAAUAUUUGAAGAGGAUCAAGAGUAGAUCCAACAUCAGCCUGCUUUAAUAUUUCAGUAUUAACUUGCUUUGUAUUUGUAAACUUGCAACCUAAAAUGUUAUUGGUUAAGAGACUGGGUUCUUUUGCAAGUUUCAGGAGAAUAGCUAUUAGCAUAUAGUUCAGAACUUUAGAAGGCUGAAAUGUGCUUGUGAUCUGGGUAUUUUGGUUGGUCAAAACUCAUGUAAUUUUUGCAAUUGAUAUGAUUAUUAAUAAAGCAAACUAUGUUUAUGUUUUCUUAAAUUAUGCUCAACAGAAGCCUUGCAACUUUGGAAAUGUUUUCAUUUUAUGUUAGUGCAUGUAUGCUAGAUAUGUAGCACAUUUAACUUACUCCCUUUGCAACAAAUAUGUCCUGAGAAAGUAUUACAAUGAUGGGGAAGUGUUUUCAUGUUUUUUUUAAAAAAAACUUUCAUUUUUUUCAAACAAAUUUGUUUCAGGGAAAUUUUCUAGUUGCUUUUCCUAUACAUAUAUGAAUCAUUGUUUCCUCUUUUCAGUAAUAAUUAAGAGAGAGAGAGAGAGAGAGAGAGGGAUCUUCUGGCAGUGAUCACAACCUGAAGCAAGCAAAUCUUUCUCAGAGUUCUUUCUUGCUUUCUUUAUCCCAGUAGAUGGAAAGUUAAAAAAAAAAAGUGUAAAUGUUUAUUUUAUUUUUUUAUGCUGUAAAUAUGAGUUAUCAGAUAAGGAUGUACCUAUGAUUGAAUCUUUGAUUCUGCACAGUUAGAGUUUAUAUAUAAAAUAUAAAUGUGUCUUGACAAUCAAGGACUUACUGUCAGUCUUCCUUUAUGAUGUUUUAUUAAUGUUAUGCAUUCCAUUUGUUAGACUUGAGUACCAAUGUGGGAAUUUGUAUUGUCUGUAAAGUAUGUAAUGUUUUUACAGCUUGUUUUUAAACAAAAAAAGGAAAAAAGAAUCUUGUAUAUAAACAGAUUACAGUACUGCUUUAUAUCAGAAGGCAUAUGAUGUACUGUAUGUAAGCAAUAAUGCCUAACAAUGCUAACUUUGCAAGUAGCAUAAGGAUAGCUCCAAAAACUGUUUGGAAGAGUUAAUAGCUUUGUUUAAAUUAAUAUUUUUAAUCAAUAAAUUCCACUUUUUUCUUUGUAGUAUAACUUUGUUUACACAGCACAAUCUGAGUUGUAGGGAGAUCUAUCAUUAGAUCUAUACUGUAUCUGCAUACAAAUGCAUCAUCAAAUGAGUGGGUCAACUGCAAGAUGAAGAAGACUGUAAAAAUUAGCAUUCAUAUCGUGGAAGAAAGAAUAGGGUGGUUCUUCGAUACUACUACUGUGCUGAUUAUCCUUGUAAUUUAAUUUUUAAAUCCUUUUAUCCUGAUAAGGAUUUAGUAUAAAUCGGGUUUAUUGAUAACAAACAGUGGUUUGGUUCAUAAUUCACAUUGCAUUUAGCAUUGUAAUGGUUUAUUUUGACAGUUAUUUUUUGCCAUAGGAGUUAACAGCUGUUUAGAUGAGCUUUAUUUCGUUCAAGCAAAACAAAACAAAAAAGUCAACCUUAGCUAGAUUUGAAGUGUUCUUUUAAGAUGUAAAGAGCAACAGAAUUAUUUGAAAUCAUCACUGCUUUGGGGGGAAACAUCACCGAUUUAUAAAUGUAUAACUUACAUUUUUUAAGAGGAAAUGUUUUUAAAUGCUAGUCAUUUAUAUAAUACGUGCUUUGAAGGAUUUGCUAGUUCACUUCUGUCACUUUUAGUACACUGGUAUCUUUUAUAUGUAAUGUAUGCUUUUUAUUAUUGUAGCAAAGCAUUUCAGUAGAAGGAAUUUUGCAACAGUGUUGGGGGAAAUUUUAUGGUUGGAAGCUAAUUAUCCUGGAUUCUGUCUCUGUAGUUUUGUCUUUAUUUCUAAUGAUGUCGGGCAAAGGACUUUGGCAUUCAAAUAAACCCAAUUAUCUACUUUCAAAAAAGGUUAUAUUUAGUAUAUACUAUACUGUGUGAUUUGCAGUUGAGUCCAUAAAGCAUGAUAACUUCAGGAGGAAGGUACAACAAACUGAAUGCUACAGCAUGGGCAGGAGAGACGGAUGCUUUUGUACUGCAUUUUCUGACAUUUUCUUUUUCUUGGAGUCCAUAUGCCUUGUUUGUCUUUCUGUUGUUAGCAUUCCCUAAAAUACUGGCAAAUGAGACCUAUUUCAGUGGUAAUACAGUAUUACUUUAGCUUACAAUUACAGAUCUGUUGGUUUUACUGUGAGUGUUGAUUUUUUUAAAAAGCCAAUUAAAUUCCUAGUUUAAAUUUUAAAAUGUAUAAUACAGAUCCUUUUGUAUAAACCUUGAAAGUAUGAAUUUGUGUGAAUAUUUUGUAUUUGAAAUAAAUUAGGUGAUUGAGAAUUCCUGAGGAAUCAGGAAUUUUGUGAUGAUGAAGUGUGUUUGUGUAGUGGUUAUGUAUGGAUUUACAUUCAAAAACUGCAUGCCUUUUUUUUUUUUUGAGAUGUUGAGAAAUUAUUGUAAGUAAACCUGGCACACUGGAUCUAGAGUUUUCAAAAUAUAUAUUUGUUCCUUAAUGGAAGUGAACACACCUUCUUUUACCUAAUCAAUAUUUCUAAAUAUUUAAAGGGACUAGAAAGUGCCAAUGUCAGUCUCACAUCUCUCAGUUCAUAUAAUGUGUCCAUCGGUUGACUCCUUGUUUGAGCUGACUAAAGGUUGUAGACACAUGAAAUUCAGCCUGUUUUUUUUUUCAGAGAUGAAAGUGACAUUGCAGAUCCACAUUGUUUUUCUUCCUUUUCUGUGAAUUUGCUUGUUCCUAGAUUCAUAUUGCAAAGAGGAAGGCCUGCUCAUAAUAUCAAAGAAAGCUGUAGAAAGGAAAUAAACUUACACUAAAAUAAUCAAAAUAAGAUUAAACGCAAAAAUGAGAAAGGAUGUUCAGUUGAAAUGUUGAUAUUUAGUAUGGCACUGAUAAUUUCUCAUUUUCUCUGAAAAUUUAAAAAAAUGAAAAUACUUCUAAAAUAUACUAGCCAAUAAAUAAAGAGCUUCUUUGGAAUAGAAGUGAAAUAGUGGCCAGAAAGGAAAUAGAGGAAUGGACAAGACCAAACCUUCUUCAUGAUAGUAGCGGAGAAGGUAUCUAGGUUGCUUUCCUGUAUUGUCAAAAACAGCAGCAGCAGCUCUCUCUGAGCAACUCUACCAGUUAUACCAGUACAGUAUACUGGCUUUGGGAUGCUUGCAUGCUCCCCCCCCCCCAAAGUAUUCUAGUUGCUAGAAUAGUCCAAACUGCCUUCUACUUGCUUAAAUAAUGUAAACAAGAUGGCACAAAAAUAAGCAGACGCACAUUUAAAAAUUGUGCAAAUUCAUACUUUCUCAUUUUUCAAAGUGCUAUGCAUUCAGUGAUGAGUAACAAUGUGGUGUAGUGGUUUGAGUGUUUCACUGCAACUCUGGAUACCAGGGUUUAAAUCCCCACUAGGCCAUACAAACCCAUUGGGUAACCUUGGCGAUAUCACGCUCUCUCAGCCUCAGAUAAGGUGAAACAAACCCCCUCUGAACAAAUCUUGCCAAGAAAGCCCUGUGAUAGAAUUGCCUUAGGGUUGUCAUAAGUCAGAAAAACACUUGAAGGUACACAACAACAACUACUCCAGGUUUUUCAGCAGAAAAAUCCUCACCAGUUGUAAUGCCAGUAAAAAUAUGACUAUUAUUUAUUUAUUAUUUAUAAGUUAGAAAUGACUUCAAGGCACACCACAACAACAACAAUAUAUACCUGCAGUAAGUCCAGUAUUCUGACUGAGUUCUCUGUGGUUAACAUCUUGUUGAUAGAUAAAAUGCAGUAUGAAUUGGCAUAAAUCUUCAAGGAUAAAUUGAAAGAUGUACUGUACUAAUCUGCAGAAUAACAUACAGUUACAUAGAAUUUAUCUCUUUUAAGUGGCAUAAUGGUUUUCACUGCACUUUGGCAUCCUUUCCUGAUGAUGAAUUUGAGUUUAUAAUACAGUACCAUUUAAAAUGUAUGCUCAGGUUUAUUUUUUAAAAAUCUGUCAAGUGAAUGUAUAUUUGCAAUGGUUGAAAUUUCAGUGUGCUGGAAAAUAAAAAUACAGAACCUGGCUUUAUUAA